Molecule: messenger RNA, 1530 nt
Organism: Glarea lozoyensis ATCC 20868
Lineage: Eukaryota; Fungi; Ascomycota; Leotiomycetes; Helotiales; Helotiaceae
Product: Zn2/Cys6 DNA-binding protein
Exons: 2
Coding region: 1-1530 (509 amino acids)
Biological process (GO): regulation of DNA-templated transcription
Molecular function (GO): zinc ion binding; DNA-binding transcription factor activity, RNA polymerase II-specific
Source: RefSeq, a predicted model, not a curated record
AUGACUAAAGAAUCAAAGCCUGUGGUUAGAGUAUGGGCUCCGAGAAGGAAGACGGGGUGUAUUACAUGCAAAGUCCGACGCAUCAAAUGCGACGAAACCAAGCCCACCUGCCAAAAGUGCUCAACCACUGGACGCAAAUGUGAUGGUUACGCAUCAGAUAUCUCUCCUAAUCUCCCAGUCUCCUCAUCGUUCCUCAAUUUACCCAUCUCCCCAUCACUUUCCCCUGCGCCAUCUCUCCACCAACCCUCCGACCUACGAGAAAACCGCGCAUUCGACCACUUCAUCACCAUCACAGCCCCACAACUCAGCGGCCAUUUCUCUCCCAAAAUUUGGCUGCAGUACGUCCCCAGGCUCAGCAUCAACCAACCCGCAUUACGCCAUGCGGUUAUUGCAAUUGCCGCUAUCCACGAGGGCUACACACGUGGACUGCAAAACCCAGAGCGGAAUACUCAUUUAGAGGCGUAUUCGUUUGCGUUAAAGCAUUAUUCUUUGUCUAUUACGAAUUUGCAGGAAGUUAUUGCUACCGGGGAUAGUAGUAUUGAGCCGAUUUUGUCGUGUUGUGCGCUUUAUGUGGUUUUCGAUAGUCUACGAGGGAACUACGCUGCAGCUGCUACGCAUCUGAAGGCUGGUAUGAAAUUACUUGCUGACUACCUAUCUAAUACUAUGAGGAAUAAAACAGAAUCAGGAGAGCAGAUAGUGCGGGCUUUUACUGCGCUGGGGUUACAGGUUGGCACAUUUAUUGAUAGUGUGUUGCCGGAUGAUACGACGAGUAUCUGGACGCACAUUGAGAUUAUCAAUCGUGGCUUCAAACCAAGAUUCGAAACGGUUGAUGAUGCUAGACAUGCGUUGAAUAUGAUUCUCAAUAGAUUCAUGGCGUAUCAUACACAUCGUCGAAUUCAACUUGAGUCCCAGAACACCGCUACACAUACUACCAGCAUCAAUACCACACUUCCCGACAUCCUCCAAGACCUCACCCGCUGGUCAAGAUCCCUCGAUGCGAUCAUCCUCAAACCCCGCGCCAACCUCUCCGCAACCGCGCUCAAAGGCUCCGUCCUCCUACAAGUCCACCACGCAUCCCUCUCCCUCCUUGUACACACCGCGGUCCUAGAAGCUUCCGGAUUCAGCCACUUCAACUCCACAUCACUAUACGGGAAAAUCGUUUCCCUCUCUCGGACUCUGAUAGUGGGGGACACGGCAAGUAUAUCCUCAGAUCUCGGCCUCAUCGGUCCGCUUUUCGCUACUGUUUCGCGCUGUACGGAUCGGCGGAUUCGGUGUGAGGCGCUGGAGCUUUUGAGGGGGGUGCCGAGGAGGGAGGGGAUGUGGGAUGCGGAUGUUUUAGUGCGUAUCACGAGUGGGAUGCUGGAGAUAGAAGAGAGGUCUGAUGAAGAUGAAAGGCAGAAGAUUGUGGCGGUUAGGGUUACGAGCGAUGAAGAUAAGAUUGGGGAGUUGGCGGAUAAAGUGGUCGUUGACCUGGACUACGAUCGAACGGAUUCAGCAGGACGGAGGGUGGUGGGAACUAAGAGGGUGUAA